AUGGCCAUGGAUCAGAUUCCUGGGCAAAACAUCUACAUCGGAGGCGUUUUCGCGCUCAAGAACAAAGCGGCCCUGAGUCGAGCAAACAUUACCCAUAUCCUUUCAGUGGUCCGACUACAACAAGUGGAUGACACUUUUGCAUCUUACCAGCAUCACCAAAUUGAUGUAGAUGAUAUGGAUGAUGAGAACCUCCUAGAGAAUUUCCCGUCUGCCAUCAAUUUUAUCCAGUCCGGUCUGGAUAAUGGCGGAAGCGUGCUUGUUCAUUGUGCGAUGGGGAAGUCCCGCUCAGCCGCAGUCUGCAUUGCCUAUAUGCUCCACCAACAACCCAGUGCACUAACACCAGAGUCUGCUCUGGCGGUGAUCCGCCAGAGUCGAGCGUUCUGUGAGCCUAACGACGGGUUCAUGGAGCAAUUAUCCAUCUACCGUGAGAUGGGUUGCCCGGAUGACGUCACAAGUCAUCCUCUCUACAGUCGCUGGCUCUAUCGCCGCGAAGUUGAAGAUAGCGUAGCAUGUGGACGGGCGCCGGAGAUGAGCUCUGUGCUCUUCGAGGACGAGCAACAGAGGUCGCGGGAGACUACGGAUCGAACAACAGAGAUCAAGUGCCGCAAAUGCCGACGGACGCUGGCAACCACGCCAUUCGUCAUUCCGCAUGACCCGAAAAGGGGCGCAAAGGCAUCGAAUGAUUGUGCCCACAUCUUCCUGCACCCGCUGACAUGGAUGCGCCCGUGCCUCUUCCCCAACAGUGCCCCUGACGCAUCGCCUUCCGAGGACGCACCGCUUUCCGGUCGCUUGACUUGCCCGAACACAGCCUGUGGAUUCAACAUCGGCAAGUUUGCGUGGCAGGGCAUGCAAUGUAGCUGCAGCGAAUGGGUGGUACCCGCCAUCGGGCUCGCCAAGGCCAGGGUUGACAUUUUUGAUCGAGUCAACACGGGACAUGGACCCGGACGGUUGCCGCCGGCAGCAUUGGGCAUUCGGUUGCCGCCUGGCAUGAGACCCAAUAGCGUGGAGGAGCCGAAUGGGGGGCGGGGGAGCCUGUGA
Messenger RNA from Aspergillus steynii IBT 23096, 1038 nucleotides. RefSeq names its product dual specificity phosphatase YVH1 (gene dspC). Gene Ontology annotation, molecular function: protein tyrosine/serine/threonine phosphatase activity. Gene Ontology annotation, cellular component: nucleus. Bases 1 to 1038 code for a protein of 345 amino acids. The transcript has 4 exons. Lineage: Eukaryota; Fungi; Ascomycota; Eurotiomycetes; Eurotiales; Aspergillaceae. Gene Ontology annotation, biological process: protein dephosphorylation. The record is from RefSeq and is a predicted model, not a curated record.